Messenger RNA from Oryza brachyantha (malo sina), 3355 nucleotides. Its product is annotated as poly(A)-specific ribonuclease PARN-like. The transcript is spliced from 10 exons. Gene Ontology annotation, cellular component: cytoplasm. Bases 126 to 1931 code for a protein of 601 amino acids. The record is from RefSeq and is a predicted model, not a curated record. Gene Ontology annotation, molecular function: 3'-5'-RNA exonuclease activity; RNA binding. Lineage: Eukaryota; Viridiplantae; Streptophyta; Magnoliopsida; Poales; Poaceae.
CUCGCGCCGCCGCCGCCACCGCCACCCCCACCCCAUCCGACGCCGGCGUUCCCCUCCUGGUUCUCCGUCUGUAGCGCAUCGCCCCGCUCCUCCCGUCACCGCCGGAUCGCCCCGCCCAGGUUCGGAUGGCCGCGGCCACGCGCGCCGCUACGGCGACGGCGACGAAGCAGGUGACGAGGCGGAACUUCGCGGAGGCCGUGCAGGAGCUGGCGGCCCGCCUGGAGACGUGCGACUACGUUGCCAUCGCCGCGCAGAAGACGGGCGCCCCAACGGGCUGGCGGCACGCGCUGCUGGUGGACACCCCGGAGACGGCGUAUCUGAAGGCCAGACUCGCCGCGGAGUCCUUCCAGCCGCUCCACUUCGCCAUCUGUCCCUUCCGCAUUGAUGCUGCAUCCCCUUCCACACUCGUCGCCUAUCCGUACAAUUUUCAUUUAUUUCCCAGAGAUGAGCUACAGAUAGGAAUGCCUUCUUAUAGUUUUUCCUGUCAAUCAUCUUAUUUAUCAUCUAUGGCUCAUAGUGGUUUUGAUUUCAAUAUGUGCAUUUAUGAUGGUAUAUCUUAUUUAUCAAGGGUUCAAGAAUCCUUGGCAAGGGAAAAGAUAUUUAUCCCUCAUGUUCGCCAAUUGUCACCAACACCAAGCACAUCUGUUGCUGAUUCCGUUUUUAUGAGUAGAAUUAAAUCGAGAAUAGAGCAUUGGCGAAAAGGAUAUACAAAACCAAGUAAUACAGCUGAUGGUUCUUUAGUGAGUUCCCUUAGGCAACUGAUUUUGGGUGGUGAAUCAUAUGGCUCAAGACCCAGUUUCAGCAUUGAUGUUUGCAGUGAUCGCCAAGUUCAACUGGUAUUGGAGGCAGUAAAUCAUAUAUCUGAUGACCUUGUAGCUCUUGUUGUUCCGGACAAAGCUGGGGCAGCUAGGGCAGUGCGUGUGAUCUUUACUAGUUCUACAGAAGAUAAGAACCUUCUCCUGAUGGAUAUAGAAAAAAUGGAGGAUGAACAUAAUUUGAAGUUCCGUGGUUUUCGAGAAGUUAUCGAUCUACUUUCAUCUUCACAGAAACCAAUUAUAUCUUAUAAUUGCUUGAACGAUUUCACAAUGAUACACUCUAAAUUUGUUGGACCUCUUCCACCAAACUUGCAUGAAUUCAUGUGUUCCUUGAGGAUGGUAUUCUCUAACGUUAUUGACAUCAGUCACAUGUGGAGGGAAAUUGGCCCAUUGAGAAAAGCAAAGAAUAUACAAGCUGCUCUGAGUUACUUGCAGAGACAGUACUUUGUGCCAAUGGAUGUAGAAAUUCCUCAGCAAGAUAGUAACAACUGUAUCACAAAAAGUGGGGAAAAUGUUCUGAGAAUAACAAAGUUGUUUGCUAAGCUAAGUUAUUUACUGAAAAUCAGUCCCAAUGGUCAAUCUCACUCUGGCCAGAAGUGUCACACAGUUGAGGAAUAUUCUUACAUAUUUUAUCCGAGUUGUAUGGAUGAAGAUUCUGAAGAUGUUAAGUUUGCUAAUGAGUCAGAUACCACCAGAUCAAUGAGAACUGACAAUGUUGUUCUUUUAUGGGGGUUUAGAGAGACAUCUGUCAAAGAACUGAGAUCUCGCCUUGCAAGCUUGCAUCAUACCUUCUCAAAAGAUUUUGAGCUCAAAUUAUUGGAUAACUCAUGCUCAGCUUUGAUAUUCCGCAGCUCUGAUAUGGCAAUGGAAUUACUAAGAGAAAUAAACUCAGAAAGCCCCUCUCUGAAUAAUUUCUUUUCAGAAGGACUGAAAGCUGCAGGAUUUGAAGUCUACAGGAAGGUUUGCAGGUUAGGGCUUUGGGAUUCAGAUUUAGCUGAGGCUCUAGAUGGUGUUUCAUCCGAGCCGUCUACUUCAACGCUAUCUGGGUAUGGAACUUCUGAGAUAUACUGGAAUACUUCACUGAUGCUAGAUCUAAAGGAGUAUCUGGAAUGCUAAAACAUCACAUAACACCUAGAUUUUUCGUCUCAGAUUAGUGAGAGUUUCCAGGUUGAGUAAUUCCAAGAAAUGCUAUUGGCAAACGCCCCAAGUCUAAGAAAUAUCAUCAACGAGUACGAGUUUCAUGAAAUGUCAUCUUACAUACAACUGUCCCAAAAAUGUUGUCGUCAUUAUGGUUCCGUCCAUCUUGCGCUAUUAAAUGCAUUGUCUAUCUUACAACACUUAACAGAGGGCUGCUAACAAGAUCCUUAUGGCAAUGAUUUUCUCUUCCAGGUUUGAUACUCUGAUCAACCACAACCAGUCAGCAUUGCUGGAAUCUUCGAUGAAGCUAAGGCAUCAUCCUAUGUGAACAUGACUUGGGUGAUGAUUAUGUUACUUGACCAACCAUACAUGGCUUGCACAGCAACACCAGGCAUUCUGAAGUGAAGGGCAUCCUAGUACACAAUCAGUUGGUCAUUGCUUCAUUUGAUGGACCACUUGCUGACCUGAAGGGGAAAUCAGUUAUACGGACUCGAUGCCCACACGAGGACGACCUCACCAUAUUCUCAUCCCAAAUGAUUGAUCCAUAAUGGUCUUCUCUGGCCUUGAGAGCAACGCAGGAUUCUUCUACGACAACUUGCCAGUUGCAGCACGUAUGGUAUCCUCAAAGUCUGGUACUCAGGUGGGAUUGCACGGGAACCUAGCCGUAAAGUCAGUCACAGAAUUGUGAACGCAUGCCAUCGUGCUCCUGCCUAACCACAUGGCGACUCCUGGCCUGUAGAACAGCACCGUGAAUGCAAGCAAUGCGAAAGUCUUCUUUCGACACACUACAUCGACAAUAUAUCGAGACAUUUGCAGUGGGAACAGUAUGCUUUAAUCUUGCCUAGCAGUGCUCUCGUAAACCAAUCAAAUCAACAGACUAGUUAAAAUGGCAUAGUAUUGUUGUAGUCCAAAUCUGAUGGGAUAGAAGGCAAAUUAGUGGACCUUUUGUCUGUUUAAGCAUCGGUCUGAAGAAGAAACAUUUGUGCUUUCUGAGCAUGAGCACUUCAAAAAGAAACUAGAUCUGUAUUCUUUCUCGUUCUUUACUUUAUAUUAUUGAUGUUAUACGAAGUCUGAUUUAUAGAUGCUGAAACGGUUGUUUUUCUCUAUUUGACAGUCGAUCUUCUUAAUGGCAACCGUAUGUAUUUACGUAGAUCCAAUUUGCUUGAUGCCAUCACAAAAUUCGUGAGGUUGAAAAUACCAUCGUCUAUGCCUCACAUACGCAGGGGGACGAAUCUAGCCGGUGAAAAGGAGGGCUUCCUUUUUUUAGCCUUCUCUACUCCCUUUCUUUCUUUCUUUUUACAUGUAUAUCUCCUAUUUUCUACGGGGAUCCAGCGGACAGUGAGCUUGAGCUCUCCUAGCGUCCACGUUGUAUCUGUCAUUGUACAUAUGAUGUUUUUGUAAUC